AUGCCACACGACCGAGCCCAGCAGCAACGAGAAGAGCGCGAGCUAUCGGACACGAGCGACGUUGAAGCGGAGGACGAGGAGCUGGUUUUCAUGUCGAUGCUCUACGAUCGAGGCGAGUUAGGUGUCGCCAUCUACAACGCCCUGACGACGAGUCUCAAGAUGCUGCAGCUCCAUAUCGAAGAUGCACAGGAGCUAGAGGAGAUCCUGGACCGGCUGCACACACAGUUUGCAGUGCACCACGUGCUUGUUUCGUCUCGAAACGCGAGUUCAAACGGGAUGCUCCGUAUGAUCAAGAACCUUGACGAGAAGCACCAGACAAAGACAGGGAUUAGCAUCCGAAAGCAUUCCGGUGAGACUAUCCUUUUUACAGGUCCUGCGUUGGAUUCCAAAGCUGCUUUGCUGACACGUUCGACCGCUUUGGUGGCAGAUUUCAGCUACUUGAAAGCUAGUCAAGCCAUUGAGCAUGUCCAAAUUGGGAAUGCCCCUGCUGAGUUAAAGAAGUCUCAGACACGCUCGUCGAGGUACCCUUUGCAUGGUAGUAAACGGAAGACUGCUAGUGAUGGAUUCAAACGUUUGUCGUACAGACGGGACGUCUACACGUUUCUCGGAAGCUUUUUUGAUUUUGAGAGUACGCAGCUGAUUCGUGCUACGGGUGCUUUGCUGCUGUAUUUGUCCAUCGAGAAGAUUGGCAAUCAGUUGGAUGAUGUGAAAGCCGUGUAUUUCUCAACAGUGGAGCAAGUUGCACUUGAUGGGUUUAUGUACAUUGACAAGGCCACGCUCCAGUCCCUCCAGAUAUUCAAUCAUGAGGCACAUCCUUCACUCGUAAAGGGAUCAGGGCGAGCGAAGGAAGGCUUCAGUCUAUUCGGACUUCUCAACCGCACCGUAACCAAAUCUGGCGCGUGUGUGUUGCGCCGUUGGAUGCUUGCUCCACUGGUAAGCAGUGCACAAAUUGACGAGCGUCACGAUUCGGUCGCAUUUUUUACGAAUGCUGAGAACGACGAGCUUCGGCAUCUAUUGUAUGGAAAGCUGAAACAUUUCAGAGACGUGGCUGGGAUUUUUCAGCGCGUUAAGAAGCGCUGCGCUUCAGUCGGUGAUUGGUGUCGUUUUGCCGCCUCCAUUACGACAUUUCUGGAAGCACAGUCCCUUAUCGAAGGCAGUAGCAAUUCUGUCAAUUCACUCCCACCCAGCCUGUUUGAAAGGGUAGUAAAAGAGCGAGGUGUUGUCCACAUUGGUAACCUGCUGGGAAACGUUGUGGACUUCAUCGAGAGCCAGCAAGAAAACACAGUAGUUAUCCGGAGUGGUGUAUCAGAAGCAUUGGAUGCGGCUCGAGAGCGCUAUGAAGAUCUUGACAAUAUUUUAGCAGAAGUUGCAUUUCAGGUCCAAGAGGCUAAUCCGAUCCUGUCGUCGAUCACGGUCCAGUAUAUCCCCCAAGUUGGGUAUGUCAUCUGCUGCGAGUCCCCCACAACGCUUCCAGACUUUGUAUUCCAGUUCCAAGAAGAUGACACAACGUUCUAUUACAAGGAUACGAGUUGCCGCGACUUAGAUGGGUCGAUCGGGGACAUCUACGGCUAUCUGCUCGACACACAACGAGAAAUCCUGGAAGAGUUGACGGUGGCAUUAUUGGAGUACGAGGGCAGCAUUCAUGAAAUGACGUGGAUCAUGUCGUAUCUGGAUUGCUUGAUUUCGUUCGCAUCCUGUGCAAAAAGCUUCAAUUUUACCCGCCCCCAGAUAAACGAAAGCAGCACCUUCAAGGCGACUCAAGCGCGUCACCCUCUCCAAGAGCUUUUAGUGGAGCACUACAUUCCCAACGAUGUUUUUUUGGAUUCUACUCAAUCGCUGAAAAUAGUGACUGGACAAAAUGGAUCGGGAAAAUCUGUGUAUCUGAAAAUGGUCGGUAUCAUACAAUACAUGGCUCAAGUCGGAUCUUUUGUGCCAGCGGAUAUGGCGGAGAUUGGACUGGUCACAAAAAUCUUUACCAGAAUCCAGAGUAUGGAAUCUGUAACGGUGUCGCAGAGCUCCUUCACAAUUGACUGCAAUCAGAUGGCAUGGAUGCUCAACCACGGAGACGGUCGCUCGUUGUUUUUGGUCGAUGAAUUUGGAAAAGGAACGGCCGAGCUCGAUGGAAUUGCUUUGCUCAGCUCGAUCAUCAACUACCUGGCCAGAUGCAGCGUUUCGACUGGGAGACCUCGGGUUGUGGUGACGACCCAUUUUCUGGUAUUUCGGAGUACUUCCUCUUAUGUUGCAACCAACGCUAACGCCUGCAUUCAGGAUAUAUUCCGCAAAAAACUGCUUGAGCCGUCACUGUUGAUUGACCACUCACCAUCGAAGAAUGAGGAAAUGCAAUCCGGAAACUCGUCUGACACGGGUGGAGUAGUAUGUACCGUCAUGGCGUCAACCGAUGCACCGGAAUCGUAUUCGGCAGCAUCAAGCUCUGUUCCACUUUUUGAGCUGCGCCACGGUGUAUCAAAUCACAGCAAUGCAUUGGCAUGUGCUGCAAAGUGUGGAAUACCACACGCGCUAGUCGAAAGGGCUCAAGAAGUACUAGAUUGUAGUAAACGCGGGUUACCAAUAUCGUCUCGACAGCAGACGGCAGGACCGUCACCCGAGGAGCAGCUUGCUGUGUUCUUCGCAUCGAUCGACGACUGGGAAGGUGCGGACGAUGAAACUAUCGCCAAAUUCUUAGCUAUUGCAAGAAUGGGUAUGCAAUAA
Peronospora matthiolae is the source of this 2709-nucleotide messenger RNA. Lineage: Eukaryota; Oomycota; Peronosporomycetes; Peronosporales; Peronosporaceae. The record is from the annotation of a GenBank genome assembly.